GUAAUGACAGUAAAAAGAUCUGGCUUUUUCAUCAAGAUAUAAAGAAAAAACUGCCGAAACCGGUCGACAUCUUGAGAUGGUGUUCUCUCCAUGAGCUCGAUGUCAUCCCGGGUGGUGGGGUCUUGAUAUGAGUCCAUCGCGGGGGUGGAUUCUUGACUCAGCUACCCCGCAGACAACGACGACUUCAAUGCUCAAAAAGGGGCCUUUAAUUCUGAAAGAAAUCCCAUCUGAAAGGUAUUCCGAAAGAACCAAACUUCCAUUAGUCUUAAACACUAAUCUCACAAUGACCGAAAAGCAAUUCAACGUUGGCAUCGUUGGCUAUGGCCUCUCCGCCAAAGUCUUCCACAUCCCUUUCAUCCAACUCACCCCCUCCCUCAAGCUUCACUCUAUCGUCCAGCGCACUCCCAAGCCAGGCAACUCCGCCCCAGAAGACUACCCUGACCUCAAGCACUACACCGCUCCCGAGGAUCUCAUCGCCGACCCACACAUCGACGUGGUGGUCCUCUGCACCCCACCAAACACCCACUACCCCCUGACCCGCUCAGCACUGCUCAACAACAAGCAUGUCCUUGUCGAGAAGCCGUUUGUUCCCACCUCAAGCGAGGCGGAUGAGUUGACUGCUUUGGCGAGACAGCAAAAGCGGGUGCUUUGCGUCUAUCAGAACCGGCGAUGGGAUUCGGACUUCCUUACUGUUCAGAAUCUCCUCAAGGAGGACAAGCUGGGAAGAAUUGUCGAGUUCGAGACGCACUUUGACAGAUUGCGAUUGACGGCUCUGGCGAAGGGUUCGACGUGGAAGGCGGGACUCAAGAUGGACGAGGCGGGAGGGGUGUUGUAUGAUCUUGGCUCCCACUUGUUGGAUCAGGUGUUUGUGUUGUUUGGUAUGCCUGAUGGUGUGACAGGGAGAUUCGUCAACCAGAGAGAAGGGAGGCUUGUCACUGGGGAUGGGACCGAUGAGCAGGAGCCGGAUAGUGUGACUGCUAUCCUGAGCUAUAAGAACAAGGGGUUGUUGGUCUUUGUUCGUGCCGGCGUCGCCUGUGUCGAGACCAGACAGAUGCGGUUCUGGGUCCGGGGUACCAAAGGCAGUUAUCACAAGAGCGGGUUGGAUCCUCAGGAGGAUCAUCUCCGAGCCGGUGGCAAGGCGACUGACACCGACUUCGGCAAGGAAUCGGAGGACAGAUUCGGGAGGUUGUGUAUCGUCGGCGGUGACGGGAAGGUGGAAGACCAGGUUUGCCCUACUGUAGAGCCGGAGACAUAUGUCAGGUUCUAUCACCUGUUUGCGAAGGCUGUUGCAAGCGGAAAGGAGGAAGGUGUACCAGUGCCUGCGUCACAGGCGGCGCAGGUUCUGCGAAUAAUCGAGGCAGUACGAGAGAGUGCGAAGACUGGGAGCGAGGUCGCCCCGCAAGCCUAGUCCUUUGAUCAGUCGAAGACCAGAAAGGAGCAAAUGCCAGUUUGUCUCAACAGAAGCUCC
This is a messenger RNA of Podospora pseudocomata, 1468 nucleotides long. RefSeq lists its product as uncharacterized. The coding region runs from base 128 to 1408 and encodes 426 amino acids. The transcript has 2 exons. NCBI's taxonomy places the organism in Eukaryota, Fungi, Ascomycota, Sordariomycetes, Sordariales, Podosporaceae. The record is from RefSeq and is a predicted model, not a curated record. Gene Ontology annotation, molecular function: nucleotide binding.